Molecule: messenger RNA, 2236 nt
Organism: Vespa crabro (European hornet)
Lineage: Eukaryota; Metazoa; Arthropoda; Insecta; Hymenoptera; Vespidae
Gene: RIC-3
Product: sodium/potassium/calcium exchanger 1-like
Exons: 8
Coding region: 1-2169 (722 amino acids)
Biological process (GO): protein localization to cell surface; synaptic transmission, cholinergic
Cellular component (GO): intracellular membrane-bounded organelle; neuronal cell body; neuron projection
Source: RefSeq, a predicted model, not a curated record
AUGUCUGAGAUAACAGAUUUUGGUCCAAGAAAAACGAUUUUUAUAUUGGCUAUUGUGGCUGGAUGCUUUGCGGUAUUGUGGCCAAAAAUCUUUUAUCCCAUGCUCACAGCUUCUGUCAAUUCACAUCAUUCGUCUUCUGAUGCAUGCUGUGAAGUAUUAUUCGAAAGCGAUGUUACUGCUUUGGACAUUAUGCAAGAAAUGUGUCAAAAUAUAUUGAGACAUCAUCAAGUUGAUCCACGAGUGAAAGAUGCUUUUAAAACUAGCAAAAUGGCACCACAAAUUGCUAAUUUAUGUAAGGAUGAAGUUUUGGCAAGAUGUGGGAUAGAUUUGUCAAUCUUUCUGGCGGAAAAGGAACGUCUUGGAAAAACUUCUAAACAAGUUUUGGAAGAAAUUAGAUCAUUCAAUAGUUCUAUAUGCCUUAAAAUGAAUUUUGGUAUUCCGUUAUCACAGUUGGGAAUACCACAUCUUAUAAGAUAUCACAUCUUAAUGCCCCAUAUUACUCUAAGGCAAGAAAGACGUACUCCACCUCAUGCAGGAGGUCUUCAUCCAGCAUUAAGGGAACGUGGAAGAACUAUACCUAUUUCGCACAUUGUACCAAAAAUAGUAGACAGACCUGAUCAUGUAAUGCCAAAAAUGAGACCACCUAUGGGAGGUGCUGGUCAUGUAGUACCAGCACCAAAAGGAAAUGGAACUAUGGGAGUUAUUAUGCCCCUCUAUACAUUAGGCAUUGUGUUGUUCUUUUUGUAUACUAUUGUUAAGGUAUUGAGGAAGAACUCUGAUAGUGAGAUUAUCUCAGAAUAUCCAGGAGCAGCUGCUGAGAAAGAAUUUCGAAAAAUGGUAUUUAAUCCAGAUUUACUUGCUAGCGCAAUGACAGGAGGUACAAUGCAUUAUCAAAAAGAACAAUCCCCAUAUAAACCUGCACCAACUAUAGAGGAAUUGAAUAAUCAAGCGGCAGGAGACAUAGAGAUAGAUCAGCUGAGACGUCGUUUGGACGAGACGGAAGCAGCCAUGGAAAGAAUUGUUGUUCAGAUGGGCAACAUAUCACGUUCAGUGAUGCAUAGCCCAAGCUCACAGCCAGAAAUCAAGGAAGACUCCACUGUCCAGGAAACUUAUAGUACUGAAGAUCAAGAAGUAGAAAGCAUAGAACAAUCACCAACAGUUAAAAUAAUGGGUAUGGAAAUGACUGCCAGCUGUGAAGGUGGACAAAAAUGUAGUAGACCUACCACCCCCAUAAUACCCCCACCCCAUAGUCACACUGAGAGGGAGAAGACACCACCAGUACCAAUCUAUUUAGAAGGCGCUUUACCUCCACAAUGUGAAUUACUUGUAACGGAUUCAGAAACUCAAGAACAAAAAGCAGAGGAAAGUGCUGAAGCGCCCGUAAUUCUCUCAGGCAAAAUGACACUCUCUCUCAUCAGUCUCGACCAGAUUGCAGCUGAAUCUGAAGAUGAAAAUGAAGUGAUGGAAGAAGCAGAAAGUACUUCCAUUAUAAGAUCAAUGAACGAAAAUGAACGUGAAGUAAAAGAGCAAGCAAUAACGAUGAGUAAUGAGGAACAAUUGAAUGAUUUAGAGAAAGAAUUACAAUUUAAAAAACAUUUAAAGUUAUACAGUUCUGAUGAAGAUGAAUCCGAGGAAGAAGAAGAGGAAGAGGAAGAUGAAGGAGAAGUAGAAGCAGAGAAAGAAAAGAAAGAAGAAAAAGAAGAAGGAGAGAACGAAAAGGAAGAAAAAAAUGAAGAAAAAGAAGUGAAGAUUGAUAAAGCAAAGAACAAAGAGAUGGGCAAAGAAGAUGAAGAUGAAGAUGAAGAUGAAGAUGAGGAGGAGGAGGAGGAGGUGGAAUCGGAAGAGGAAGAGGAGGAAGAGGAGGAGGACGAGGAGGAGGAAGAGGAGGAGGAGGAGGACGAGGAGGAGGACGAGGAGGAGGACGAGGAGGAGGACGAGGAAGAGGAGGAGGAAGAGGUGGAGGAGGACGAGGAAGAGGAAGAGGAAGAGAGGGAGGAAGAGGGGGAGUUGGAAGAGAGGGAGGAAGAGGUGGAGGAGGAAGAGAGGGAGGGGGAGGAAGAGGAGGAUGAAUAUGAGUAUGGUUAUGAAUAUGAAGAUGAAAUUGAGUUUGAAGAAGAGGCAACGGGAGGAACGUCGUAUUGCCUACGAGAAUUACUAUCCGAUUCUUGAUCCAUUUAAUAAGGACAUCUUGUGUUCUUAAGUUUAAAUAAAGAAAAAACAAUGCUUUUAAGAUAAA